This is a messenger RNA of Diorhabda sublineata, 4720 nucleotides long. RefSeq names its product valacyclovir hydrolase. Lineage: Eukaryota; Metazoa; Arthropoda; Insecta; Coleoptera; Chrysomelidae. The record is from RefSeq and is a predicted model, not a curated record. The coding region runs from base 565 to 1407 and encodes 280 amino acids. The transcript has 5 exons.
UAAAAUUAGUCUUGUACAUGGCACAGAUCACGAUGUGAAAAUAUACUCUACGGUAUAAUUAAAUUUCUACACUUGACUGACAAAAACUUCAUUUUAAAAUAAAAAUCCUGAGAUUAAAAAAUCGAUUUCCAUGCCUCAAAUUUCAAUACAGACUUUAAUUUUGAAUUUAUCAUGUACUUCGCAAAAGACGCUUUAUGAAUAUAACACGAUAGAACAUCUCAUACAUUAUUUUCAGUAUCUAGUAAAGUGGUUUUGAAAUAUAUUUGAUAGUUGAAAACAAUAUAUCCAAUAUCUAAAUAUUACAAUGAUUAUUUGGGGUUAAAAAUUAAUUUCCUAUAGUGGAUUGUGUCUAGGUGAUAAGCGUUAUCCGGCUAUGAAGGUCAGGUUAUCAAGGUUAUAACAGACCGCUUUUUCAGCAAUUGUUAUGAAUGAAUAAAAAAAAACUGAAUACCGAUAAAAAUUUAUAAAAAUAAUUGAAUUCGGAACGACAAAAUAUAAAUCGUCAAUUCCGUAGUGUGAGAGUUUUAGAUUAGGUCAUAGGAUAAAUUGAAAAAAAAAACGAAUAUGAUCAGAUUAUUUAGAGCUUCCUUUAAAUUUACUGGUAAUUAUAUAAAAAAUUUUGCGGAAAUGUCGACCGUUAGCGCCAUACAGUCUGAAAAAAUAGACAUUGAUGGACAACUAAUAAAUUAUGUUAAAAUUGGUAAUGGUCCUAAAAAUAUUGUCUGUUUACCUGGAGUUUUGGGGACAAUUUGGACUGAUUUCAAGCCUCAAGUUAAUAACUUGGAUAAAAGUAAAUUUACCGUGGUUGCAUGGGAUCCUCCUGGUUAUGGUUUUAGUCGACCACCUAAUAGACAUUUUAAUACUGAAUUUUAUAUGAAUGAUGCCAUUUGUGCUCAAAAAUUUAUGAAGAAAAUAGGAAUAGAUAAGUAUUCAGUUCUGGGAUGGAGUGAUGGUGGUAUAACAGGUUUGAUAAUGGCUGCGAGAUUUCCAGACAAUAUAGAAAAACUAAUUGUUUGGGGAUCUAAUAGUUAUGUUACUCAGGUAGACUUUAAAGUGUGUGAUGAUCUAAGAGAUUUAAGUAAGUGGUCAGAUAAAAUGAAAGCUCCACUCAUAGAACUUUAUACAGAAAAAGGAUUACAAGAUAUGUGGAAUGCUUUCUCCGAUACACUGAGAGAAAUAUAUGAUAAUGGUGGAAAUAUUUGUAGUAAUCUAUUAAAUGAUAUAAAGUGUCCAGUUUUUAUUCUUCAUGGAGACAAAGAUCCUAUGAUUGCUCCUGAACAUCCUGGGUAUCUCUUAUCGAAAAUCAAAGAUGCUAAGUUACAUAGAUAUCCAGAUGGUAAACAUAACAUCCAUUUGAAAUAUGCAGAAGAUUUCAAUAAAUUGGUGUCAGAUUUUUUGUUACAAUAGUUCAAAUAUAAUUAUUACAUAACAAUAUAAAAUUAUUUAAUUUCAUCAGCACCAACAUCAAUAAAAUUAAAUUAUUAAUCCACAGUAAGAUUAAAGAGGUUGAACAUAAUUUUUAUAGUACCAUAAUCUUCACUAAUAUAAAGCUGAAGCUUUUAUUUGUUCGGUUUAAGGCAUAUAUGGCGUUUUAAUUUAGAAAGCCAUAAAUGCUGUCAUCAAAAUUCAUUGUGUGUGAUUAUUACAGAAUUGUGAUUAUAUUGUUUAUUCAAUUAAUUAAUUAUUUUAUUUAGUCUGAUACUAACUGUUAAAUAGUCAUAAAAUGAUAAUUCCUGUUGUUUACAAUCAUUGAAAACAAUAUUAAAAUUGUUUUAAUAAAAUAAUUUUUGAUCUGGAGAUUUGUAAGUUUUCCUGAUCUGUUUUGAGAGAAAAAAUGAAAUUUGUAAGACACAAAAGAUCCUUUGGGUUUCAGUGUAUUCGAGACACCCAUACAUACAAGUUGGUUCAAAAUGAAAAAUUAUUCUAGUCAGGCAAAUCAUUAAUCAAAUCAAUGAAAAAUGUUGCCCAAAUGGUUUUUUUUUAUUAUCUUAGAAUAGAAAAAAAACGUAUUAAACUUUUCUCCUGGUUUCGUCUUUGUGAUUUCAACUUAGAACUAUAGAUUCGAGGACAAAAAAAGUCUCUUAUUUAAUCAUAGACCAGAAUCGAUAACUUUUGAAACCCAAAAAAUGAUAGUAGGAUCAAACACAUUGGAAAAGGAUGACAAUAUGAUAAAAAUAGAAGGAAGAAUCAUUUACGAGCGAUCUGAGGUCGGGAAUUGGAAGGGGGUGAGUUUUUAAGGGUGAAAAACGGUUUAUCUUGAUUUCCGACAAAGCUAUAAGUCCUAUGGAAAAAAGUCGAAUUUAAACUUUCUUCAGAUAACCGCAAAAUUUAUGUGACAAAUUCAUAAAACCGAAUUUUUUGUUUUUAUCUUUUACAAAAACAUUUUUUUUUCAGGAAAUUUAGUGAAAAGUUAGCUUUCUAUGUCCCAUAUAUAUAAUUUUCGAACGAAAUUUCUCCCGUCAAAAUAUCAGCUUUUUUUUUAAAAAGUCAUUAAAAUUUUUAUUCGUUAGAAUCUCUACACUUCUUGAUGGUGUAAAAAAAUAUUACCAUCACUAUAGUAAAUUUUCUCAGAAAAUGCAAAAAAUAAGAUGAAAAAAUUCGCUGAAAUUCAAAGCUCAACUUUUUUGAUAUUUCGUCCUGAGACAUGAUUCAGGUUUGGUAAUUAAAAAAAAAUCUUUUUUUUGUUAAUUCCUUCUCUGAUUAAUAAUUUCGGUAACAGUUUGUAUGAUUUUUCUUAUAGGUGAUGACUUUUGUUAUCCCUGUAUAUAUUUCAAGUCUUCAACAAAUAGGGAGAAAGUAGUAAAAUUUAUAGACGUUAUUGCUGCGAUGUUUUAUUAUUUUUUACAAACAAGUUCAAUUAAAAAAAUGACAAACUAGCAUCUGUUUCAAAAUACAGACUUGACUUGCGAAAAAAACACUUUCGACAAGUCAGAAUAGCUAUAAAGUUUAUUAAUGUAGUAACAAUAUUUAAAUAUUACCUCCAUAUUAAAUCUUUUUGUAAUCUAAAUUAGAGAAAAAGAAAAAAGAAUAAAUGUACAAAAAUUAUCAAGUGGUAAAAAGUUUAACAAAAAAAUAUAUAUGGUCAAUUGAACUCCAUAUAUUUUUCUGUUAGUCUUGAUCUAAAACAACAGACACAAUUAUACAAAGUGAUUCAAAUUUUUGUUGUUAUCAAAAAAAAAACCGUUCCUCAAUUUGUACAUGCACAAUUAUACAUCUACAUAUUUAAAAUUAUUGAAUUUAGUAACAAAAAAUAUUGAUUUUAAAUUAGUUUUGAUAAAAUAAGACAUUACAGAAAAUCCACACCUCACGUUAACAAAUGUCAAAUAUGACAAGAUCUGGAGAUUAUGCAACUCAUGAAAUUAAUCGGGAAGCAAGAACAGUUAAAAAUAAAAAAGUAAAACAACAUGGGAUAAAGUAGUUAACUGACCGGGGAGUAGCCAGCUACCUCCAUUACCGAUAUCUUGCACUUGGCUACCCUAAGUAGUACUCUCUGGAUCAACAAAAUCAAUCAUCAUGUAACAAAUUAUGAGCCAGAUCUGGAACGCGAAUUCUAAAAUGGCCCGCUCAGCUUGAUAUACGGCCAAUUUACGUGGCUUUUUCCGAAUAAUCAACGGAAUUUAAUUUCAAUAUUUUUUUAAAUAUAAAUAACAAUCUUGUAGAUUAAAUCAAUUAACUCAAGAUUGGUAAUUUAUAUUCGUUUCUUGUCGGUAUUGAAACAAUAAGUAGUUUUUAAAGGUAACAAAUUUGAAAAAUUGAAUUACUUCUCGACAAUCAAAUGUGUCAAAAGAGCGAACGAUUUAUUAAUUAAAAAAUACUAGAUAUCGACAGAAGAAAGGUCUAAUAGACAGUUUUAAAUUUAUGUACAAAAAUAAACAUUUACAUAUAUUUUUCACCUCUUUUUUCCAACAAGUGCGGUUUGUAAACAUCAAUGACUCAACAUAACAUUACGUAACUUUAUUAUAAAAAAAACUCAAAUUGGUUGAAACUCCAUUCACAUUGAAAAUCAGUAAAAAUUGAUUAGUCAAUAUGAGACUACAAAUUCUUCAAUUUACUAUCACUAUAAUUGUUUUAUUUUUCUCAAAAAUCAUCAGAAAUAACUCUGAUUUUGAUUUCUUUGUUUUUUUAUAAGAUUCGAUUCCUAAAACAAAAAGCUACGGACGAAUCAUAGAAUCCUUCAAGUAUAUCCAAUAGAAACCUAAAGAGUUUCCAACGAUGAAGUCUGACAACGGGUCGAAAACUAACCUUACUGGCCAAGAGCCAAUAAAAUGGAUGAUAGAUUUAUCAAAAUUGUAAAAAAGACAAUUCUGUGUUCACAUUUCAUGAAUUGUUUAUCAAUUACCGAAGUACAUCAAAUAAAACACCUUUGCAGACGUCAAAGGACAUAUCAAGUACAAGUUACCAAAGGCGUUACCAAUCAUUUAAAAAUUACGACUCACUCUAUGUAUAAUUUAUAAACCACACUUUUGGAAUACUUUCGGUUAACAAUAUUUAAUAUACAGCUCAUGUUUUUUAGUAAAAAAGAAAAUGAAAAAAAAAAAAAAUUAAAACUACCUUAUGUGAGCAUAAAAUCUAACUAAUACGUUACAUAAUUAUUUUUUUAAUAAAAAGUACAUAUAUAUAUAAUAAAUUUUGUGUAACGCAUUAGUUUCACAUAAAACAUGCAGAACUUUGGUAGACACUUGUUCCCUAUAUUUGAAAAAAUAAAGUGUAUAUACAAUUU